Schistosoma intercalatum is the source of this 243-nucleotide messenger RNA. The record is from the annotation of a GenBank genome assembly. NCBI's taxonomy places the organism in Eukaryota, Metazoa, Platyhelminthes, Trematoda, Strigeidida, Schistosomatidae.
AUGUACAGAUUGACAGCGAUUGAUAUGACUACUGGAGAGAAUAUUAAUUGUGUUCAAUCAGCACUUUGUUCCGAUGGAAUAACUUUGGAUUCAAAUGAAAACUUAAGACAAAAACAACAUCAACCACAUAGUCGACAUGAAUCUCCAAUUAUACAUACACAUACUGGCUAUUUAUCUUCUUCAAUAACACCAUCAUCAUCAUCAUCUACAUUGUGUUGUAAAUCAUUUUCUAUCAAAGUUUAA